Uloborus diversus is the source of this 8835-nucleotide messenger RNA. RefSeq names its product trithorax group protein osa-like. Gene Ontology annotation, biological process: positive regulation of DNA-templated transcription; chromatin remodeling; regulation of transcription by RNA polymerase II. Gene Ontology annotation, cellular component: SWI/SNF complex; brahma complex; nBAF complex. The record is from RefSeq and is a predicted model, not a curated record. Gene Ontology annotation, molecular function: DNA binding; nucleosome binding. The transcript has 18 exons. The coding region runs from base 159 to 7106 and encodes 2315 amino acids. NCBI's taxonomy places the organism in Eukaryota, Metazoa, Arthropoda, Arachnida, Araneae, Uloboridae.
UUGUGUUGUGUCCGUUCUCUUUCUCUUGUGUACCCAAAUGAAUGAUUGACAUGUGCUAGAGCCAAAGUAAUGAACGUCGAGUACCGGAUCGCGAGCUAGGAGGCGACCAGGAUUACAGCGAUGCCGUUCGGCAGGGUGGUGGUGUGACGACAACAGGCAUGGCAACGCCAGCUCACGCUCGGAUGGCUUGCCCUGAACAAAAAACUCCUGAAAGCGGCGAUCAGGAGGGCAGUGAAAGCCUCAAGAAUGGAACCACGCUCGAAGACUCGGACGACUCGACCGGGAAUGUGUUGGUAAAGAAUCGGGUUCGAUCUCCCGCCGCCGGCACCCCACAACACAGGGACAUGACGAUGGAUAGCUUCCAAGAUGGAGGGACUACUCCGCAGCCUAACAGUAGGCCUGCGAGCGCGAACAUCGAGGGCAAUUUCCCCGCUUCCAUGGACAGAACUCGGCUCGACUACCAGGCUUUCAAUCAAAGUACGAACAGGGAGAACAGUGAGGAUUUUAGAAAUUCCAGUUCGCAGGAAAAUUUUAACCAUGGCGGCGGCUGUGACAUGAAUUAUUCGCGGGGAAGCUACAGCAACAACGCCGAUCAACAUGGCGGACAGGGAAAUACCAGUGAUAUGUCAACAAACUCGCAAUCAAAUAAAAUGUAUCCACAGUAUAACCAGCCACAAAUGAGGCCUGGAUACCCGCAGGGCCCCCGGAACGUCGGCAUGGGGCCUCAGCAGAGGCCACCGGGUCCUGCGAUGAGUGGUGGCUACCCGGGUGGUAAUAACUCACAACAACAGAGGUUUUUGUCGGGGCCCAGUUUGUCUCAGCAAACGGGGCCCACUCCGACGCUCAACCAGUUACUUCAGGCCCCGAACUCGUUGCAGAGAUAUCAUAACAAUUACGAUUACAGUGCGAGUCAGGGCCUUCAUAAAAACCUGGGGGACCCGAACGCCUCCCAAUAUCAGGGACCCAACAGCUCUUGGGGUAAUAUGAGAGGAUCUUCGGGUUACCCUCAACAAAUGUCACCUUCAAUGUACAGAAAUCAGGGUGGUCCAGUACCCGAUCCCUCCAUGAAGCGGCCAUACAUGUCUCCCAGCCAGGUAUCCGGUGGGGCAAAUGCCCCUUCCCAGGGGCAAUAUCCCCAGCAGUACCACCCCUACAGUCAAUCUCAACCCCAGGGGGCACCUGUCAGGCCCGUGAACCAGAGCUAUACGCAACAGGGUGUGCAGCAAUAUCCUGGUAUGCAGCAGCAACAGCAUGGCCCUGGCAUCCCACCCCCACAGCCAUCGCAGAUGUCUGGAGCGUACGAGCCGCACCCGCGUCAGCCCCAGAUGAGCCCGUACGGUGGUGGUGGCGGCGGCCCACCCCAACCUGGGGCGCCACCCACGCAACAGCAGCCUGCGCCCUCGCCACAGCAACAACCGCCCCCACCUAACCAGCAGUCUGCUCAACAGCAACAACAGACACCCCCCUCACAACAGCAGCCACCUCCACACGGCUCUGCACCGCCAUCUCAGCAAGCGCCGCAACCGCAGCAACAGCCAUCACCGCAGCAGCAACCUCCAUCUCAUCAGCAGCAGCAGCAACAACAACAACAUCCUCAACCUGCGCAGCAAACAACACAGCAACCUCCGACGCAACAGCAGCAGCAACAGCAAUCACAGCAGUCAUCUCAGGAUGCAAGUGGUUCAGAGGAUAUACCAUCUGAGCGAUCUGGCAGUACCACUCCCGGCUUAAGAAAUCCUACCACCCCUCCUCAUCCGGUGGUUUCACCGCACAGGCCUGCGCCUUCACCUUCGGGAUCCUCUGCAGGAUCCCCAUCCAUGUCCCCAGCUCUUGGUCAGCAACCCAACAUUCCCAUGCCCCCUCGACCAUCUUCCAAUCAGUCCGACUCGAGUGGACAAGUACAAAUGUCCCAGCCUGCUUUGUCAUCACAAGGUUAUAAUCAACAAAUGGCACCUCCAUCAGCAAUGUAUGGUAAUAAGAUGCAUCAAAAUAUGAUGGGAAGUAGUUCAUCGCAUAUGGCUCCAUAUUCACCUCAACCUGCUUCACAUUACCCACAGAGUGGUUACCACAGGCCCCCAGGUACAAUGUCAAUGCAUAAUUAUGGAAAUCAAGCUCAAAAUAAUUAUCCCGGUCCUUAUCCAGCACAGUCUCCAAUGGGACCGCAUAGAAUGCCAUCUCAUCCUAACCCUGCACCAUCAAAUUAUGGCAAUCAGUCUGGAACAACUCCAGGCUACAAUAGUUCGCAAUACCCCAACAGUGCUCCUCCAUCGGCUAGUUACAACAUGAACAAUAUGAUGCCUCCUCCAAAUCAGUACCCCAAAUCAUCCAGCAUGCCACCCCCAACAGGUGGUGCUCAAGCUGCGGCACAAGCAGCAGUUAUUGCUGCUGCUGCUAGUUCUACAACCAUUCGGCAAUCUCCUAUGUACUUACGGCAGCAUUUGCAACAAAAGAUGUAUGCCAAUAAUUAUAACUCGGCAAUUAGUCCUGUCCCUCCUGGAGCCCCCGGCAAUGGGGGACAAGAUAGUCCAAUGCCACCUCCUGCGAGUACACCUUCUUCCCAGCCGAUGAGCAUGAGUCAAGUUUCAAUGCCUCCUUCAACGUCGCUAGGAAAUGCAUCCAGUUGUGAUGGGCCCAUGCCUGCUUCUAUGGUUCCUGCUGGAUUUACCCAAACAUCUGCUCCAACUAUUGGAAUGCCACCUACUACCGUGACCCAAAGCAUCAGUAGCCCUGUUCCAUCAGCUGUUACUGUCUCAAGUCCUUCUGUUCCUGACAUGAUGCAAUCUCAGCAGAUGAGAACCUCGACGUUAGGAGGGCCGCAGGGACCUCCUCCUCCACCAGUCAUGGAUGAAGGGAGUCAAGCCUCAAAUGCUUCUGCAUCAUCCUCCUUGCCUGAAGAAAGAGUUGAAACUCCAAAACCCAAUAACAAACCUACGAUGUCUCAUCCUCCGACACCAAAUACAUUGCCGUCACCUGGUGCAGCAUCGAUGUCAUCAUUCCAUGAUGAGUUUGAAAGUGUUUCAAGCCCCAGUUGGCCACGAACACCUGCAAGCCCAGUUAUAAAUAAUCAACCUUAUGAUCAUCACCCAAUAAAGCGUCCAGAUGGAAUGUUAAAACUGUAUGAUCUGUCUGAUGAUCCUGAUAGAAGAUUAUUUUUAGAUAAAUUAAUCAUGUAUCAGGAGGAACGGGGUACGCCUUUAUCUCAGUGCCCCACAAUUAGCAAACAACCUCUUGAUUUAUAUCGCUUGUAUUUAGCUACCAAGGAAAGAGGUGGCUUUGUUGAGGUGAUGAAAGGGAAGCAGUGGAAGGAAAUUGCUGGGCUUAUCGGCAUUGGUGCUUCUUCAAGUGCGGCAUAUACUCUGAGGAAGCAGUACAUCAAACACCUUUUACCAUUUGAAUGUAAAUAUGAUAGAGGUGGCAUUGAUCCAGGACCAAUAAUAAGUAGCCUUGAAUCCAACUCAAGAAAAAAGAAUGCAAAAAAUGCAGGAGGAGGACCCAUGAUGGAUGGUUAUCCAUCUCCAUAUCCUGCAGGAUACCCACCAAAUACUGGGCCUCAUCCUGGAAUGAUGUCAGGCUCUGACUAUCCUGGACCUGGCCACCACCCUCCUUACCAAGAUUCCAUGCAUCAUCCCGGAGCAAUGGUGAAUCAUUCUGGAUCCGAGGGUGCUAUGGAUCCGUUCAGUGAUGAGAUGCAGGGCUCACAGUACCAGCAACGUCACAGCACAAACGACAGCUAUGGAUACUCCCAGUCCAACGCCAAUAGCAACAUGCCUCCCUAUUCGGGUAAUCCGCCGAGUGUGCCUUCCACCUCGUACGGUUACAGCAAUACUUCGGGACAGCAGGAACAAUAUGGCGAUCAGUAUUCCAACACCAUGGUGCCUCCCUCAUCUGAACCAAGCUACAAUAGCAGGAAUAUGGUACCGGCAGACCCUUAUGCUCCACCUCCCGGAGGAUACCCACCUAAUAGGACGGUUGGUCCUUCGAACUCGUCCCAGUAUCCCCCGUAUCAAAAUCCUUGUGAACAAGACAGAUAUGAGCAGGCAACUCCUCAAAGCCCUAUGAUCAGGCCACCUGCACCAUCCAGUUCUGUGAUAGGUCCUUCACCUCAGCAAGAUUCAUCGUAUCCUCCUCAUCGCUACCCUAACCAACCUAUGUCAUCCAGGGAAGGCAUGCCACCGCAACAAAUGGGUUCUUAUCAGGGGCGACCUGCAAUGGGACCUUCCCAGUAUCCUGGUCCUAAUAGUCAAGCAUCUGGUCAAUCUCCGUAUCCGCCAUCACAGCCUGAAUCAUACAGAAGUUCUGAAUUUCAGCCUCAGAUGUCUCGAUUGCAGUCCACCCUUAUUCAAAGGCUUCUACCUAAGAAUCAAACAGCUCAAAAUUAUCCCGCUUCCCAGCAAGGAAUGUAUGGGCAGAGCAUGCCUCCUCCAAAUAAAGUAGCACCUCCAAGUAAUAUUCCUGGCAAUAUGUACCAACGUGACAUGUACGGCAUGGGAUCAAAGCGACAUAAUGAUUAUCCUAAGCCUCAUGGCCCUGUUCAAGAUCAGUAUCAUAUGGGAAAUUAUCCUCAACAGCCAACUCAGGGACCAUACUCAGAUCGAAGUCAAUAUCCGUACCGUCCUGCACAUGGAGUGCCACCACCACCAACACCUGGACCACCUCAACAAGGUUGGCCACGGGACAAUAGGCAAUACCCCUCUGGUCAAAGCCAGUAUCCUCCUGGUCAACGAGACAGUUGGGAUAUCACUCGCCAUGGUGAUGGUCCUCCCCAGCCAGGAGCACCCAACUGGAUGAGGUACGGAGGACCACAGUCGGAGCCUUAUCCUCAUCACAUGAGUCCAUCAAUGGGGCCAAAGAUGAUGAGCAGGGGUUACGGUUCUCCAAAUAAAAUGGCUCCACAUGGUGGAGUAGGACCGCCUCCACAGUAUGCCUCACAGAACCAAAGGAAAGAAGUCUUGUUCCCACCCGACUCUGUGGAAGCUGUGCAGCCACUUAUUACAAAACGUAGAAGACUCUUAUCUAAAGACAUUACUCCCAUUGAAGCCUGGAGGAUAAUGAUGGCUCUAAAGUCUGGACUAUUAGGAGAAAGUACUUGGGCACUGGAUGUCCUUGGAAUUCUCGUGAAUGACGAUGCAACCGUCCUGUACUUUGGAUUGAACCACUUGCCAGGACUUUUAGAAGUAUUAAUGGAUCACUAUAGAAGGUGUUUAAACAUAAUUUUUGAUCUCGUAGGUGAUUUAGAAAUUGGUUUUAUGCUUAAUCCUGGUGAUAAAACUGUAGAACACAACAAAAAAUGGUUUGAACUUGAAUGUGAUAUGCCAAAUUCUAUUUCGACAGAAGUUUCUGUUCCAGAGUUUUUAAGAAGUGAUAAGACUGCUGUUUUAGAUUCUGUAAAUUAUACUUAUAAAACAAGAUGUAAAAAGGUUGUUAAGAUUCAGCAGCAGGAAGCAUUAUUUCUGUUAGACCCCGACAAAAAGUGGGAUGUGCAUGAAGGAUUUAUCGGUGGCAGUAGUCAUUGGCAGCAUGGUGGUGGAGAAUAUACCGGUUAUAUUCAAACACAAUUUGAAACUACUAGAAAAAAUAUUAAAUUUGUUAGACUUUUACAAAAAAGUACAAAGAAUAAAAAAUAUUCCAAAUCUCUAAAUACUCAAAAUAAACCAGUGAAACUGAAGAAUUCUUCUGAUAGUUGUUCAAUCAAAAAGGAAUGUGGAUCUGAUACGGAAGAGGAUGAAAGUUUAAAUUCACCAGAACCUUCUGUAUUAGAUGAAGCCAAUUCCGAUGCAAUUCAAGAAACUAGUAGAACUGAGGAAGACGAAACCGGGAAAAAUUCCAAUAGUUUGGAUUCUAAUCCCCAAGUCAAACCAGAGAAAAGCUCAGAAAACACUGAAACUUCAGAAAAGGAUGAACUUAAGUCAGGUAAUAGUGUUGAAAGUGAAAAGGAUAAUCCAGAAGUUAUGGAAAGUAAUUUUCCAAAAAUGAGGCCCAUUUCUCCCACGCGUAAACGUAGAGCGGUUGAAGAUUUAGAAGAUGAAUCGUAUAAUAGAGACGAACCUUCUCUUUGUACGACGUAUGAUGACCAGGACUCUCUGGCUCGGCGCUGCAUCGCUCUAUCGACCAUCCUCAGAAACCUGUCAUUUGUACCCGGAAAUGACACCGAAAUGUCAAAACAUCCCGGUUUCUUGCUCGUCAUGGGCAGACUGCUGUUGCUGCAUCACGUUCACUCUCCGCGCAAACCACCCCAACGACACUACGACAGAGAGGAAGAGGGAGAAAGUUCUUCGAUCGCCGACUCUUGUAGUAGUUUAAACAGUGAACACGAGUGGUGGUGGGACAUGCUCCAUUCUAUUCGAGAAAACACGCUUGUGACUCUGGCAAACAUAGCCGGUCAGUUGGACCUCGCUCCUUUCCCCGAAGAAAUCAGUUUCCCCAUGCUCGAUGGCCUCAUGCAUUGGGUCACGUGUCCUUCCUCUUAUGCCCAGGACCCUCUCCCGACCCAGCCAUCGCACUCCGUCCUCUCUCCGCAGCGUCUCUCUCUCGAAGCCUUGAGCAAGCUCUCGGUUCUGGAAAGCAACGUCGAUUUGAUGAUGGCGACGCCACCUUGGGAGCGGAUAGACCGCUUCUUUUCGCUGCUCUCCAAGUGGCUGAGCAGGAACGAAGACCAGGUGUUACGCGAAUUCUCCGUUGUUCUGUUGUCCAAUCUAUCUCAAGCGGACAGUAGCAUGGCCAGGGCCAUAGCUCUCCAAGGUACUUGCAUACCACUUUUGAUCACAUUUGUAGAACAAGCCGAACAAAGUGCUCUGCAAGUAGCUAACUCACAGGGAAUCAACGCUCUCAGGGAAAAUCCUGAAUUGAUGGGUACCACACUGGACAUGGUGCGGCGGGCGGCCGGAACUCUCAGAUGUUUAGCGCGGGUGCCUAGCAAUAGAACUUUGUUUUUACAACACCAGCAACGGCUGUUGGCGUUGGUCAUGUCACAGAUCCUCGACCAAGGAGUGGCAUCCAUCAUCGCCGACGUCCUCUUCGAGUGUUCUCAAGAAGACGCCGAAGAUCUGCCUAGCAUAACGAAUGGCGAGAAAGAAUCAUCUCCUCUACCGGUAGAGGCAGCCACGUAGUAAUAAAUCUUAAUAAGAUACAUUUAUUGUGAAUCAUUUAUGGAGCUAUCUCCUGCCAAUAGAAAUUCAAUUACAGUCACACUCAAACAAAUGUGCAAUUUUCUAUUGCAAGAAAGAGAAUGCCUUCUAAAACACCAGAAAAGCGUGCUUCUUGGAACCUGUGUCAUCUAGUUCGGUUGCUCCGCUUGAGAGUACGGCAGUGUGGCAGUAUCUAUUUAUUAAUUGAUCAGAAUUAUGUCUGUGUUUGUGAGAUCACGCAGGUUCUCCUACGUGGAAGCUAUUCUGAGCAUGAAAUGCUUCUGAUAAAUCAAACAGUUUAUGUAUAUUUUAAGAGGAAAAAUAGUAGUGGGAACAACUUGUAAGCACAGAGUCUUGCAGUUGGGGGAAAGUAUCUUUAAAAUUUUCAGUUGCUUGAGUAUUUAAUACUUUUUGAGCAAAAUAAAAAAAUAAGUUGAGAUACUUUUGUAUUUCAAAAUUUUAUUUAUCUAGUCCAUUUUACUCUAUCAUCAAAGAUUCAUUUUAGGAGCUGAGAAAUGUACUGAUUUUUUCUAAUAUCCUAAACAUUUUAAAGUGGAUUUUUACUCUCAUUAUCCCCAUUUUUCAAAUUAUCAGCAAAUGCUGAUGUAAAGUUCUUGACUUUUGUACUGUAUCAUACUCAUUUUUACUAUUCAUUAACUCGAGUUUCGUUGACGAAAUUUUUCCAAAAUUGGAUUUUAACUAAUAAACUACAUCAUUCCAUGGAGAAUAUCGAUGCUAGAUUUGAAAUAUAAAAGAACAUUUUCUCAUAUUUUCAAGAAAAUCAAAGCAGCGUGUAGGUUUGUAUAAAUUGAUUCGACGCUCAUUGUUUCUCACUGUAUCAUUCAGUGCAAUAAAUCUGUAAUUUUAGCAUUGAAAUUUUAGAUAAGUUAUGUUUCCCCUUAGCUGUUGUGUAAUUAGAAAAUGUGAUAUAAGUGCUUACUUGUGGUUUUCUUAUCGAGAUUAUCGACCAUUAGGUUGUGUCAAAAGGGGAAGAAUGCGUUCCCAUGUGCGAGAGCCUGCGUUCAUAUUCGUCAUGUUCAGGUUCAUUAGGCUAUUAGCAUUGUGCCAGAGAUCUGCUGCGGCAGGGACUCAUCAUUUAGCUGGCGCAGUGUUGUUCAUUGUGUACAGUCACAUGAAAGAAUUUCUUAUUAGAGUGAUUCAAGCAGCAUUUAUGUAUGCUUGUGAAUGUUCAUCUUUGUACAGCUGCAAAUACAGUGCAUUGGCAAAGAAAAACUCUGUAGAUAUAUCACUGUAAUUUUAAUCCCCAUUACCUCAUGUGGGUACAUCACUUGUGUUAAUUUAGGUAAAAAGAAAAAAAAGACUAGCGAUCGGUUAUUCUCUUUUCACCCGACAGGACCUAAAUUUAGGAAGUGGAUGGCCAGCUUUGCAUGCUUGAAUACUGUACAGUAUAGGAAAAAAAGCACAAGUACCUUUGACAAGGAUUAAUCCGUGGCUGAGCCCAUGUUGUGUGACUUUUCGUCUCAAAUCUUUAUUAUUGAAAAGCACUUUAGAAGUUGCAUUGCAGUGUUGGAACAUAUUUUGGGUUUACUUGUUCCAGAUUCUGGCCAGUUUACCUUGUUUGUUUUCAACUGAUCUGAAACAAUUUAUAAGGGUUCAAGUCCAGGAUUUCUGUCGGCUCUUUGAUAUUGGUAUUUACGAGUGCAAGAGCUUUAUACUAUGUAUAUGUCUGAUGAUCAUCAUUGAAUAAAUG